This is a messenger RNA of Sinocyclocheilus anshuiensis, 2286 nucleotides long. Its product is annotated as E3 ubiquitin/ISG15 ligase TRIM25-like. Gene Ontology annotation, molecular function: zinc ion binding; protein binding. The record is from RefSeq and is a predicted model, not a curated record. The transcript is spliced from 7 exons. NCBI's taxonomy places the organism in Eukaryota, Metazoa, Chordata, Actinopteri, Cypriniformes, Cyprinidae. Bases 154 to 1815 code for a protein of 553 amino acids.
CAAUUUCCCUGCUACAGGAGCCUCUGGAUCCACGCUCUUCUUGUUCGCUUAAAGCUUUAAGUAGGGAAUUUGACUUUUUAUUUUGUAAAAACAGGUAAGAUAAUCAAAAACAGAGCAGUUUCUAUUAGAGCUAUAUAAACUAUCUGCAAAGAAAUGGCCGAGUCUGCAGCGAGUCAGUAUGAGGAUCAGUUCAUCUGUUCAGUCUGUUUGGAUCGGCUGAAGGAGCCGGUGACGAUUCCCUGUGGACACAGUUACUGUAUGAGCUGCAUUACUGACUGCUGGGGCCAGAAGGAGCAGGAGCCGCCGUACCGCUGUCCCCAAUGCAGAGAGAGCUUCAGUCAGAGACCUCUACUGAAGAAGAACACUCUGAUAGCAGAGAUGAUGGAGACGCUGCAGAAGACGUCUCUACAAACGGCUGCUGUGGAGUGUGAUGUUUGCACUACAGAGAAGAAGAGAGCUGUAAAGUCCUGUCUGCAGUGCUUGGCCUCCUUCUGUCAAACUCACCUGCAGCUUCACUAUCAAUCUCCUGCGUUUAUGAAGCACAAACUAGUCGAAGCCUCCAGAAAUAUUCAGGAGAACGUCUGCCUCAGUCAUGGGAAACCUCUGCAGAUUUACUGUCAGGAUGAUGAUCAGUGCAUUUGUUGCAUGUGUACUGAUAAUCAUAAAGGACACAAUGUGGUGUCUGUGGAUUCAGAAUGGACUAGUAAAAAGAAAGAGUUAAAGAUGAUAAAGGAGGCGUGUCAAAAGCUGAUCCAGGAGCGAGACAGAGGCCAGCGGGAAAUCAGAGAAGCUGUGAAGCUUCUUAAAAGUUCAGCAGAAGAGGCCGUGGAGAACAUCGAGAAGGUCUUCACUGAGCUCAUCUGCUCUCUGGAGAAGAAACGCUCUGAGAUUAAAGAGCAGAUCAGAGAUCAGGAGAAGACUGAGAUAGAUCGAGCAGAGAAACUUCACAAACAUCUGGAUCAAGAGCUGACAGAACUCAGAAAAAGACAAGCAGAGAUUGAGAAACUUCUGAUUACUGAUGAUCAGAUCCACUGUCUGAAGAGCUGUCAGUCUGUGUGUGUUUUACCCUCAUAUGAAGACGUUCCCAGCUUCACUCAACACACUCAUCUGUCUUUUAAAGACAUUUCAAUCUCAGCAUUCAGAGAGGUUUUGGAGGACGUCUGUCAACAGCAAACAGCCAGAAUUUCUCGAGAAGUGUCAAACGUCCAUGUUUCAGAGUCUCCAGAACCUAAAACUCCAAAUGAAUUUUUGCAGUAUUUCUGUCAACUGAAACUGGAUCCAAACACUGCACACAAAAAAAUCAUCUUGUCAGAAGACAACAGAAAAGCAUCAUAUUCAAAUGAAGUCCAGCAAUAUCCUGAUCACCCAGAGCGAUUUGAUGGGUUUCCCUACAUCUUGUGUAGAGAGGGUUUGUACGGUCGCUGUUACUGGGAGGUUGAGUGCUGUGGGGACGACUGGGCUGUAGCAGUUUGUUACAAAGGAAUUGGGCGUAAAGGAAACAGUGGUGACUGUAAACUUGGCUUCAACAAAAUAUCCUGGAGAUUGUCCCGCUCUCAGCAGAAUGUAAAUUUCAUACAUAAUAAUGAGCAUGUUUAUAUCAUUGCUGUCCCUUCCUCUAGAAUAGGAGUGUAUCUGGAUCACAGAGCAGGAACUCUGUGCUUCUACCGCGUCUCUGACACAAUGACUCUACUACACAGAGUCCCGACCUCAUUCACUGAACCCCUCUACCCUGCAUGUGGGGUUUUACAUGGUUCGUCUGUCAGGAUUAUAAGACAGAGAAGAGUUCAGACAGACCAGAAAGAAAUAUACAUUUAAGCCCCAACUUAUUCAUACCCAGGCCAAAUUUUUAAUUAUGGUGAAUUUUUUAUGACACAUAGGCAUCUUCUGGCUGGAAAUUACACAAAAAGGUGACAAAAGUAAGACAUUGUGUUAGAGAUAUUAACGAAGAAUGUUAGCUCUUUUUUUUAACCUUUUGACAAAACCUUUGUCAAUAAUCAGUGGCAAAGCUUUUAUUUUUAUUCACGGCUGUCAAACAUUUGUAUGUUUUUAUGAUUGGUGACAAAUUUUUUUUUGCACAUUUCCACUGGGAUUUUGGACCACUACUCUUUUGCAGUGAUCCCCAGGACAUUGAGGUUGGAAGGUUUCCUUGCCAUCACUCUGGUUUUCGGUUCUCUCCCCAAAAAUAUAAAUUGGAUUCAGGUCUGGACUGUGGCUUGGCCUCUCAAAAACAUUGAUAUCUAUCUUCAAGCUUUUACAACUUCUUCAAACUUUCAGAUUAGGCUUUCU